Scylla paramamosain (green mud crab) is the source of this 9949-nucleotide messenger RNA. Its product is annotated as neuronal calcium sensor 2-like. The record is from RefSeq and is a predicted model, not a curated record. The transcript has 5 exons. Lineage: Eukaryota; Metazoa; Arthropoda; Malacostraca; Decapoda; Portunidae. Gene Ontology annotation, molecular function: calcium ion binding. Bases 296 to 862 code for a protein of 188 amino acids.
UUCUCCUCUUCGCCAGUGUGGUUGCUUCUCUCUCUCUCUCUCUCUCGCUUGCGCCCAAAGAUUUGCCCCACAGACCCAGUGAAAUUGUGAGAUAGACAUUAAAGAUAGCUCUAACAGACGCGUGUGUGGUUGCUGUGCCUUAUAUUAAAACUAGCUCUCUUUUUCUCUCUCUCUCUCUAAUUUUACCCCAUUUUUUAAUUAUUUCCACACCUCAUUCUCUCUCUAUCUCUUUUUUCUCACUUUCUUUAAUUGCUACGGCCGUCACUGCGUCACCUACACCGCAGCACACUUAAGGAUGGGGUGUUUUGGGAGCAAAGAGAAGCUGUCAAAGGAAGAUCUAGAAUUCCUGAAACAACAUACUCGCUACGAUGAACAAAUGAUUAAGGAGUGGUACAAAGGAUUCAGGCAAGACUGCCCGAGCGGCCGCCUCACUCCAGACAAAUUUGUUGACAUGUACAAGAUGUUCUUCCCUUCUGGCAACGCUGAAGAGUUUUGUGACCACGUCUUCAGAACAUUUGACAUGGACAAGAACGGCUACAUUGACUUUAAGGAGUUCUUGCUGGCUAUAGACGUGACAAGCGCUGGCACACCUGAAGAGAAGCUUAAGUGGGCCUUCAGAAUGUACGAUGUGGACGGUAACGGCGUGAUAGACGUGUCCGAGAUGACCAAGAUCGUGCAGGCAAUUUACGACAUGCUGGGCACGAACUCCGCCAGCCGGCCAGCAGACAGUGCCGAGGAGCGCGCCAAGGCCAUCUUCUCUAAAAUGGAUGAGAACAAUGAUGGAAACUUGACACAAGAGGAGUUUCUAAAGGGUUGCUUGCUGGAUGAGGAGCUGUCAAAGAUGCUUACCCCCGGAGCCUAAUGCAGCCCUUAGAAAGCCCCCUAAAACCCUUCAUUUGUGGGGUGUAAAGCCUCAAAUGUUUUUCCUCUAUUGUAUUGCCCUGAAUCUUACGCCCUUGUCACAGUACAGCGUCACCACAGCCUCUUAACUCGCCACAGUGGAAACAAAUAGUGUGGUACAUUUCAACGUUUGAAUGGUGGUAUACUUUCGUUCUUUUCGUGUUUUAAAUGACCAAAUGUUAUGUUUUGGUGUUAUUUAUUUGUUCUGACCCCUCCCCUCCCCCCAUCUCCUCUCCCUGUCUGUCUGUCUGAUGUGUGGCGCCUGGAAACGUUAGGAAUCGUUCUGUACUUUUCCGAUAAACUUUUUCCCUCCUGUUCUUGUUCUUGUUCUGCCAGUUUUUACAGCCGUUCGUCACCGCGUAUAUGCAAAUCGUUACGCUGCGGAGAACACGUCUGAAUGCGUAACGACAAGUCUGUGCUGCCGCCGCCGCCGCCGCCGCCACCACCACCACCACCAUCACCACCACAGUAAAUUUAAAGUAAUGUGAAGUUUGGUUUCUUUUUCUGGCUUUCACACGUCUCACUUUUCUCAUCUUGCUACAAGACUUUUAGGUUUUUUCUCGUUUUCUGUUCCGUUUUGCGUUUCUCCGUGUAGAGUUAAAUAACGUAGUUUUUUCGAGACCAGACUGGGAUGCAAAGUAGUAAACAAAACAAAAAAUACAUAUAUAUAUACAUAUAUAUAUACCGUAGAACAUUACUAUUAAUACUAUAUGAUAAAAAACAAAAAAAAUAACAGGAACAUUGUUUGUUGAAAGUCACUCUUGAAUGAAAGACCUUUUGAAUUUCUCUUUUUUUUCAUUUAUUUUAUUUUACGAGUUUUUGGAAAUGCACAAAUUUUUGAAACGUUCUCUGAUCUUUAAUUUCUGAGCAUUUGUUUUGUUAUUUUGUCAUUUCUUUUGUUUGUUCAUGUUUUGUAGUAGCAGUGGAUUGACAAAGGUGACGGAAGACUGAGUUAUCCGAUUACUUGAACACCGGCCCAGCUAGUUGUCUUUGGGUGGGUUUAGGUUAGGUUAGGUUCAGUUAGGUUGGGUUAAAUUGUUUUCACUAAUUUAAACCAAACUUAAUCUAAUGAUUAUUUGAAGUUAUAUUAGGUUAGGUUUGGUUAGAUUUGAUGAGAUUUAGUUAGGUUAAGUUUGUUGAUUUGCCUAAUCUAAACUAUUAAAUUCUUUCCACCAAAACUUACAUUAUAUUAGAUUAGGCAAAGGCCAAACCAGACCAAACCAAACCAAACCAAACCUAACCUAACCCAACCCAGCUUAACCCAACCCAACCCAACCGAAAAAUAAUAAAGCUGGCUGGUGAAAAAAAGGACAAAAAGGAGUUAUCCCAAGCAUUAUUAAUCCUUUCCAGUUAUUUGAAGUAAUCCUUUCCAUAAAAUAUACAACGACAAAGUUAGGAUAUUUUGCGAGUCCCAUUCUCUCUCUCUGUCUCUCUCUCUCUCUCUCUCUGUCUCUGUCUCAUCGCUCAAACCUCAUGAAGAUUGAAAGAUUUAGAAUUUUGAAUAUAUAUUACUGUUUGUGAAUACUACUACUACUACUACUACUACUACUACUACUACUACUACUACUACUACUACUACUACUACUACUACUACUACUACUAUUACAAAUAACCUUACUCUGUUUCACUCCUUUAUCAUUCAGAAUAUGCAUUAUCUACUACUACUACUACUAGUACUACUACUACUACUUCAUUCCAGCCUCUAGUUAAGUAAAUUUUCAUAUUCCACUUAUUUUUUUAAACUUAAGCAUUCCCAUUCAGUCAUUCCUACUUAUUUAAGUGUCCCUUUUAACUUACAUUCCUUCCUUCUCCUCUCUGUUAUUCUUCUCUCUCUCUCUCUCUCUCUCUCUCUCUCUCUCUCUCUCUCUCUCUCUCUCUCUCUCUCUCUCUCUCUCUCUCUCUCUCUCUCUCUCUCUCCCCUGUUUUUGUUUUGUUUUUCUGUUUUUUCUUUCAUAUCUUUCUCUCUCAUCUCUUUUUUUUUUUACAUUUUUUCUCAUUUUAUUUUUCUCUAUCUCUUUGACCUCUUUCAUUCCGCGCUGUUAUUUAUUUUUUUGUCUCUUCUUUAUCGUCCCUUUUUCUUCUCUUUUCCACAUUCUUUUUUGUCUUGUCUUUAUUCCUGACCUUUCGUUUGCUUCUUUUUCACAGUCUUUCAUUCAACACAGCGUUUACAUUUUCACCUCUCUCUAUUCCAUCCUUCACUCCUGUUUCUUUAUCUGCUUUCAUACAACAGUGUCGCAAUUUUAUCAACAUCUCUCCCUUUCAUCACAGCUCUCACUUUUCCUCUCAUUUCACUGCUGUAGAAGUCACAAUUGGACCAGAGUUAGGAAUAUGCAAAGAAUCACAUUUCCUUGUCCUCCUCUUCCUUCCUUCCUUCCUUUUUCCUCAAGUCACUCAUCCAAACUUCAAUAUUUCAAUCUGCUGUUUUGUUUCCAUUCCUUCGCUGUUUGUGGUGUUUUUCGCUCCCUGCAGUGUCCACUUGUUCCUUCCUCAGCAUUUAGCGAGUCCCGUGGCAGGGAAUUGUGGGUAUUGUGUCUGUGGGGGUAAAAAGAUGCUAUACUGUGUUUUUAGCCAGGUGAGGACACAAGGGAUUAGUAACACUGUAGCUCUGUGUUGCAGUGUUACCAUCUCCGUGUCCUGCCUCACUGUCACUUGAUGCAGUUUAGGUGAUAAUACAGUUUACUUAAAUUUUACUUGAUAGUAGUGGAAUGAAAAGAAGAAGAGGGGAAGGAAAGGUGUGGAUUUCAUAAACAAGUGUAGAUGUUGAUCACCCAUUGCUAAACAGGAGGAAGGAACAAAAAGAUGAACACACACACACACACACACACACACACAGAGGAAACAAAACACAAGGAAAAUAAUGAGAAAAAAACUCAAAAACACAUACAAAAAACAAAAAACACCACAGGAAAACAACAAAAACAAAAACAAAAAACACUACAGGAAAACGAAAAAAAAAACUGCAGGGAAACGAAAAAACCCACAAAACAAAAAAACAAAACAAAAACCACAAAAAAAAAACAAACCCAAAACAUUUCACCUCAGAUCUUUACAAACUUGAUCCUUCUACCAACCCCCUUGUCCCUCCCCGCCCCCAGCCCCUCUGCCCCCCGUCACCCCCUCUGUGAUAUGGUUGUUUCGCGAUCCAGGGUGUCUUCAGCUUGUCUUGGCACUUGGAAGGCACUGAAGAAGGGAGUGCCACUGGGUCGGAUGUAGUUAAUGAAUACUGCUUGCGUCAUUAACUUGCUGGGUUCCCGAGAGUUUUGUUGCCCCAUCAUGGCUGAGGGACUUCAAUAGGCCGCAGUGGAGAGUUAGGUUUCUUUGGGGUUUUCAAGGGUGUUUGGCGGGUUCUUAUUUUUUUGUGGGGGGAAGUUUAAUGUAUUUAUGGGUGUUUUCAAGGGUGUUUUUUUAGGUUUCAAGGGCAUUUUCGGGGCUUUCAAGGUGUUUUUUUAUUGAACUGGGUGUCUUUGAGGUUUUCAAGGUGUUUUGGGGUUCUAAUGGGUGUGUUUUCAAGGUGUAUUUUAGAUUUCAAGAUUGCAGUGGUAGUUUCAAAGGUUCUAGUGGAAGUCAUUGGGGUUUACAAGGGGCUUCAAGAGUUUUAGUGCAGGUUGUAGAGGUUUUCAAGGAUUUUUUUGAGUUUUGUGAUAGUUUGACAGGCUGUAGUGGAAGCUAUUGAGGUUCUCAUGAUUCCAGUGAUAGUUUCAAAGGUGAGAAUCAUUAAAGUUCCCACCAUUUUCAAGGACAUUUUCACAACCACAACAAAACUCAAGCACAUGACAGCGAAAAAACACCCUUGAGAACCUAACCUAAUUAUCCCUGUGGCCUCUGGAAGCAGUCAUGGUGAGGGGGAACAGUCUAGAGAACUCUGGCCUCUCUCUCUCAACUAUUCAUUGUGUUAGUGUGUGUGAGACUGACUUAUCUUGGACCAAAGCUUGAAUUAUUAGAGUGCCAAGUAUGCCAGCCCUCAGAAGUGGUGUCUGUGAGAUUUGUGUGUCUAAGGGGGAGAAAGAGAAUUAGUGAAGUCUUUUUGAGGUUUUGGGUAUUAAGAGAAGAGAUGUGGUAAAGUGAAGGACAGAUAAUUAGCGAUGUAUCCUAGGUUUGUGUCUAAAGGGAGUGAAAUAGUGAAGUUAAUGAAUUGUUUGUGAGUUUUGGAUAUAAAGAGAGAGAUAAUUAAUGAAGUGUGAUGUCUAAAUAGAGGGCAAGAAUUGAUAAAGUGACUUGAGUAUUGAGUUUAAAAGGGAGAGAGAGAAUUAAAGUGUCUUGUUUGUGUCUAAAGGGGAAGAAAAUUAAUUGCUUGUGAGUUUUAGGUCUAAAGGAGAGAAAUAAUGAAGUUCGGAAGAGAAUUAGAGAAGUGUUUGUGAGAUUUGGGUCUAAAGAAAAUUGUUUGUGAGUCUUGAGUGUAAAGAAGGGAAAUAAUAAGGUUAGGAAGAUUAGAGUAGGAAGAGAAUUGAUGUUUUGAUGUGUUGAAGUGGUGUGGCAUUGUAUUGACCAAGGGAAAAGUGAUGUGUGUGACUGGUGGUGGCUAAUGUGCUGCUACUACUACUACUACUACUAUUUCAGUCAUCUAUCUAAAUAUGUAUCCACCAUCACCACCACCACCACCACCACCACUACAAGACAAGAGACAAACACUCAAGCACCCACAUUUUUUUACCUGGCAUGUUUCAAAUCAACAAACAGCACCACUUCUCAGGGCAGCCGUACAGAAAAGCACACAAAAAAAAAAAAAAGGAAGGAAAAAGAAAAAAACAAACAAGCAGAGGUUUUAUUAUGCUAGUUUGUGCGUCUGUCUGUGUGUUACUCAAUUCCGUAGCGAGAUAUAAAUAUUCCGAGAUCGACAAAGUGUUUUAUAUACCAGCAUUUCGUUUGGCAGGUUUCAGUAGAGUGUGUGCGCGUGUGUGUUUGUCCGCGCGCGUGUGUGUAUGUGUGUGUGCAUAUGUGAAGUAUUUAUCGGAGCUUGCAUUUCUUGUCUAUACUUUUCACUUUAGCCGUCGCCCUUAUAGUUCUUAAAUCUCGACGCGCUGACUUCACGAGUGUCUCCGGUAGUGUUGCGCAUUGUUCAGUGUCCAUUAUGAUUACUUGAAGACUGUAGUGGCUGGACGAAUCUUUUGUUUACCCGUGUGAAUAACUGUUUUCAUUACCACUUGAAGACUUAUUAUGAAGAAUUAUUUCCUUGUGUGAAUAAUUACAUAACUAUUAUUAUUACAACUUAAAGACUGUAAUAUGAACACAAACUUUUUUUUAUAUAUAUAUAUUUUUUUUGUUCCCUGUGUGAAUAGUGGAUAUUGUCAUCAGUACUCAAAGAAAGACUGUUAUGAAGACAAACUGUUUUUCCUGUGUGAAUAACUGUUAUUAUUAUUACUACUCAAAGAAGGACUGUAGCAUGAACACCAGCCAUUUCUUUUCCUGUGUGAAUAACUGUGUCACUAUUAUUAUUACUUAAAGAAUGUAGGAGGAAGAUGAAUUGGUUUUUUGUCCCCUGUGUGAAUAACAUUGUAAUUAUUAUCAUUAUUAAGAGACUGGUGAUCCAUUUUUUCUGUGCAAAUAACGAUGUAAUUGUCGUUAUUUACACACCAUUAGAAAACAAGCAAACUUUUUUUUUCAGUGCAAAUAACCGUGUAAUUAUGACCAUUAUUACUUAUAUUUACAGACACUUAGAAGACAGGUGAACACUUUUCCUUCUGUGCAUUACUACUUAAUGAAAAACUGUAGUAGGAAGAGAGACAAAUAAUUUUUCCCUGUAUGAAUAAUUAUUACUGUUUUAUUUAAGACUGUAGUAGCAAGACGAACAAUUUUUUUAUUGAUCUAUUUUAUUUCUUUUCCUGUGCAUAACUACUAAAAGACUUGUAUUGUAGCAGGGAAGCAAACCACACUAUGAUUUCCUCCCUCUGUCCAAAUAACCAUCAUCACUACCACUACCACCACAACAAUAACAAACAAACAAAAACAAACAACAACAAACAAUGACAGUUCCGUUCGUCCAUUUGUUUGUGCAUCCGUUCCUUUCAUUUAACCUUUUUUUAUAUUCAUGUUUACUCUUUAUUUUUUUAUCAUUAUUAUCCUUUACUUCGCUUGGCUCAAAUUCUUCUAUAGACAAUCUACACAAAUAAUUGUAAAUAUUGUAGCAGGGGAGGGACCCAUUCUUGCCUAGCACCCGCCCCGCACCCCCUCACCCCACCCUUCAUCUUCUGGGGCAGGGAGGGACAAGGCUGGCUGGGGAUGAGGAGGAGAAGGAGCAGGAGAAGGAGGUGGAGGAGGAAGAAGAGGAAGGAGGAGGCCCAGGGGAAGAGUGAAAGCAGAUUUUGGUGUGUUAAGAGGAGAAAUGAAGAGGAGGAGGAGGCCCAGGGGAAGAGUGAGGCUAGAUUAAGGUGUGUCAGGAAGAGGAGGAGGACAGAAUCUAAUUAGGGUGUGUUUCAAUACAGUUAAAGAUGUCAAAUAUGGUCAUAAGACAGGAAAGAUACAUUUUAAAGGGGCCACCAGUCUUAUUGCUCUCGUUAGAUGAUGGAAUGUGUGUGUGCGUGCGUGUGUGUGAUAUAAGGAGGGUUUAGGGUACGGGACGCACACACACACAGAUUAAGAUGAGAAGAGAUGCAGUGAAAGGGUCACCAAUGUUUUUGUGAGAUGAAGAGUUAUUGGUGAGAAAAGUUGAUGCAGAGAGAGGCUACACACACACACACACACACACACACACACACACACACACACACACACACACACGGGUUUGUUGGCAUUGUGUGGUGUGAUGCAGGAGUGUUUCAAGAAAGGCCAGACACUCACACACCCAGUUUAUGACGUCAAAAUAUUAAGUGUUCACCAGCAUCUCCCCAGCCCUCCUCUCCCUCUCCUCUCCCAACUCUCACCAAAUGAUACAUGACGUGUCCUCUUCUCUCUCACUCCGACUCUCCCUCUCCCUCUCUCUCUCUCUCUCUCUCUCUGGUGGCGAGUGCUUAGUUAAUAAUAAUAAUAAUAUUAAUAAUAAUAAUAAUAAUAAUAUUAAUGCCGAUAACAAUAAUAAUAAUACUACUACUACUUCACAAGACAGUUUGGAAGCGAAAAUCUGUGUGUGACUUAGAAUAGUUUUGUUAAGAUAACCCCCAAAAAUACCACCCCCUCCCCCCUUAACCCCCUCCGCAACCCCCCCCAGAUUCUGUCGCUGUGGGUCUAAAUGAGAAGUUUAGCAUACUCUUCCCCCCCAUCCCAUAUCCCCCCCACAGGCUACAGAUGGCCAACUCCCCCUCCCUCCUGCCCACCUCUCUCCCUCCCAUCUUAGGGACCCCCAGCAACAGCCCCCCCUCUGCCCCAGUCUCUGUAGCUGUGGUGUGUGUGUGUGUGUGUGUGUGUGUGUGUGUGUGUGUGUGUGUGUGUGUGUGUGUGUGUGUGUGUUGCAGUGUCUGGAUACAUUGUUAUCAUUAUUGUUUUUGUUUUGUUUUGUUUUGUUUUGUUUUUGUGUGUGUGUGUGUGUUUGUUUGUGUCAUUAUCUUUGUUUUUUCUUGUUAUUUUGUUUUGUUUCAUUCAUGUUCAUUUGUUAUUAUUGUUAUUAUUAUUAUUUUACUUUUUUCUUUUCUCGGUAGUUUCUCAGUAACAAUAAUCAUUCUCUUUCUCUUUUCAUUCGUUCAUUUAUCAUCUCUGUUCUUAUCAUUCAUCUUAUUCAUUCCGUUUUUUCAUCUUUUCAUUCUCAUCAUUAUAAUCUUUUUUUAAUCAUCUCAUCUUUUUGAUCUACUUUUUUUAUUAAUUUCUUGAGUUUUUUUUUAUUUAAUUAAUUUCUUCAUUCAAUAAUUAGUGGUGUGUUUUGUGAAUGGCUGUGUGAUUAACUUUAUUAUGUAUUUUUCCUUUCAUUCAUCUUGUUUAUGCUCUUAUCUCCUCUUUUUCCUCUUCCAUCUUUAUCUCAUUUUCUUCUUUCUCCUCUCUUCCUCAUUUGCCUUCUCUUUCUUCUCUUCUGUCUUCUCCUUUUCUCAAUUGUUUUCUUUCCUUUUCUCUCCUCCUUGUUUUUCUCUUCUCUUUUACUUCCAACUCUAUUUGUCAUUAUUAUCUUCACUUCCCAUCCUUUCUUAAUCAUCAGUUCUUCUCUAUUCCUUCCUCUUUCUUUCCUGUUUUGAUCUAUCUUCUUGCCCCUCCACAUUCAUAAUUCAUUGUUAAGUCACCCACACCUCAUCAGUCAGUCAGUCAGUCAGUCAGUCAGUCAGUCCAACGUAUCCUAAUAACGAUAAUGAUAAUAAUUUACAAGGAAAAUAAAAAAGAUGUGUAACAAGAACAAUAUUAAAAUGCAAUUAAGUUUAAGCUUAGGAAGAAAAAGAAGGAAAAAAAAUAUAACAAAGAUAACUAGUAUUUUAAAAUAUGGAUUAGUUUGAAUUUAGAGGGAAAAAACAAUAAAACUAAUAUAUGUACGUAUGUAUGUAUGUAUGUAUAUAUGUAUGUACUAUUUCUAUCUGUGUAACAACGGUGGCUAUUUUUAAGACACAAAUGACCAUCAGUUUCAAAGCUGGGACAUUCAAAAGUUAAAAUUCGAAACCUUUUUUACAUUUUCAAAACCUGAAUGAACAUCAGUUUCAGGAUGUCACAAAACCAUAAAAAAAAAAAAAAACAUUAUAUGACCAUUUUAAAAAGUGUAAAUGAGUACCAAUUUCAAAGCCAAGAUGCUCAAAAAUCACGUCGACUCAAAACAGGAGAAUGUAACGUAGCAGAGAUGACGAGACGUGAUGUGUCGUGACGUGACAGACUGACGCCAAAGAAUCACACUUCCCAUCAACCGUCAUUAGGUCGUUAGUGUGUUGCUAGUCGUUUAACCUCUAACGACACACUUAACAGCCUCUAGUCAGCCUGUCUGAGUGUGUCCACCUCCCUCACACACACACACACACACACACACACACACACACACACACACACACACACACACACACACACACACACACACACACACACACACACACACUCGCCACCCACCACUAGCUAAUCUUUCCUAUGUACUUCGGUUACACAAGCCUUGUUGAACCAUAAACUUAUAUAUAAAGAUCUUUGUGUUUUUUCCAGUAAUAAAAAUAAAUGAAAUUUU